CAAGAUCUGUUGUUCUUCCUAAUAACAAUGAAAAAAAUAUUGAAGAAAGUGAAGAUAAUUAUAGUGAACCAAUCGGUUCAUCUGAUGAUGUUUGGCAAGAAUUCUCUUACGCACAGAAUGUGGCGCUGGAUGUAGAUGAGGAGGAGGAUGAGGAGGCUCUUUGACCUGGAGGGUGAUCGCUCACGGAGUAUCACCCCAGGUAGUGGUGCUGAUGAUCCACUACCAUCUCCGGAUGCAGAUGCUGGAUAUUCAUCACCCGGCCCCUCUGAUGCAGCACCAGAACCAUCCCCCGACGCAGCACCAGAACCAUCCCCCGACGCAGGUGCUACUUGGACCCCGACAUAUCCAUCAUAUACAUUCCAUACUGACUUACGGCCAAAGACCCAAGACUUUCUCAGCUGA
Molecule: messenger RNA, 402 nt
Organism: Asparagus officinalis (garden asparagus)
Lineage: Eukaryota; Viridiplantae; Streptophyta; Magnoliopsida; Asparagales; Asparagaceae
Product: actin cytoskeleton-regulatory complex protein pan1-like
Exons: 5
Coding region: 136-402 (88 amino acids)
Source: RefSeq, a predicted model, not a curated record